Messenger RNA from Uranotaenia lowii, 5125 nucleotides. RefSeq lists its product as uncharacterized. Gene Ontology annotation, cellular component: cytoplasm. The record is from RefSeq and is a predicted model, not a curated record. Gene Ontology annotation, biological process: signal transduction; regulation of GTPase activity. Bases 467 to 4936 code for a protein of 1489 amino acids. NCBI's taxonomy places the organism in Eukaryota, Metazoa, Arthropoda, Insecta, Diptera, Culicidae. The transcript is spliced from 8 exons.
UUAGUAAGCCCGGGUUUAGUCGAUGUCGGACAAUUUGCGAGUCGAGAUCGUGGGACUUGCAAUUCGGGAAAAACGCACGGUUACCGGAACACCGUGACGAAUUUGGUGCCAAACGUACAAUAACCCUGUUUUUGGAUACAUGGGGUUUAGCUGAAGAAGUGUGAUUGAUUAGUAAUUGUUUUUUUUUGGGAAUGGGAAAGUGUAGUGAGAAAAUUGUCAACAUUUCUUGUGAGAAACAGCCAUCAGUAGUGCACCCGUGAUACUAAAAUAUCGAACCAAAGAGAGAAUGUAAGAAAAUAAAAGUGAUCCGAUUAAGUGAACUUCAUCGACUUCUUCAAUCCGACUCCGUCCGAAGAAAGCAACCUAGUAAAUGUUUUCCCUCAAAAGCUGAUCCCCAAGUGAUCUUGCUAAUUAAGUGCCAUAACCAAAGAGUGUUUGAGAAAGAAAAAGCAUUCUGAAUGCAGGAAUGAUGUCAGCAACGACCAACUCUGAGAGGAAUUCCAGAACCUCGACUCAUCAUCAUCAAUCUGUGGUGCCCCGACCUUUUGAAGGCAGUCCUACUCCAAGCAUUGGUAGUAGCAGCAGCACCAGUAGCAAAUCUUCGAUCAACGCCAGUGGCAAUGCAUGGCACUUCAAAGUGCACCAAUCGCCAACGUUAGGAACAACAACGAUGACGUCGACGAGACAACCACCUGUCAUAGUCAAGAGAUUAGGUGGCCGCAACCAUAACAAUGGUGCUUCGUUUCGCCUACCGGUUGUUGAGGUGGGAUCGCUACCGAUGCUUGAUCGCGACGUUUGCGGUGACGUCUCGGAUGACGAAGACGCCGUUUGGCGUCGACGUCGAGUGGAUUCCGCGAAAGCCGUCGUCGUCGAUUAUUGUUAUGAUGGCAAGCAGCGACUGAGCGCCAGUUCUCCGGUGAUCUUACUCGGAGCAGGUACGACGACGAAUGCGAUCGCAGGUGCUCACGCGAAGGUAAUCGACGACGAUCAGCACCAGCAACAGCAAAAACGUUGGGGUUGGGGACCCGGGGCAGGCAGUCACGUCGCGAACAUCUACGAGAACGUACCUUUUCCGGGAAACAAAGGAUCGUUCGGUGUGCAGUCGACUGUGGCGACCUGUUCCGUGAUUGCUUCGGGUUGUGGCGAGGGUGCAGGGUACGGCAAACUUCGCAAGUGUUGUGAGGAAAAUAUCUAUGAGAAUAUCUGCGAGGACUGCGGACGUCUGUAUAGCACUGAUAAAUGUGCCUUUUGUGCGGUGGACGAAGACGAAGGAGAUCGAUCGGUAGCACGGAAACCGACGAUCAACAAGUAUAGUGCCAAAUUCCAGGAAUUCUUCGGGAACUUUCGUCUGAAAUCUCCGUCGGUGGGGGUGGGAUCGAGUGUGCUUGGGAGAUCAGGUGUGGCGCAAACCAAACGGAAAUUGUCCAAGAGUGACAUCGUGCACAACGUUGGUGGCUUUGAGGAUGUGUUCCGCACCAACAAAUCGUUCGACCUUGGCGAAAUCUGCCGUAUGCGCCAGCAGCAGGUCCAACAACAUCAGCAGCUAAUAAGCAACAGCAGCAGCAGUGAUUUAGAACAACUGGAAAAACAAACCCGCCAACAGCAACAUAAACGAUCUUACGAAAGCAACAGCAGCAUUAACAACAAUAAAGCCGGCAUCGAUCGCGUGCCUCUGCUAUUGCACAAAAGCGACGAUCGCGAUCGCGAGCGACUUUUGGUUUCUUCAAAGGCGACGACGCCCAUAAGCCCCCCAAGUGACAACGACGACGUUGACGGCGGAACGAAAGCGAAAAGAAGUGCAAAUUUAAUCGAUUUUUCGGACCCUCUCUUCGGUUUCUGUGAUCCGCGCAAGUUGGUUUAUGAAAAUUUGAGUUUCGGACCGAACCCUAACCGGAAACAAAUUAGUGAACGACCAUCACCGGAACUUGAAUCGUUGGAUGGAUCGAUUCGCGAGUGGAUGACGUCACUGGCUUGGGUCAGUGGCGCCGAAGAUUACGAGUGCGACGAACAGGAGGUGACUUAUCACGUUAAGUCCAUUCCAUCGGCGACGUUCAACGACGCGGCAGAAAGUGGGUGGGUCUUUCCUCCAACUGGGGUUCAGAAAGGGGAAAGGUAUCACGAUCCGGAUCGGCUACGCCAUAAGGUCGAAGAAUACCGACAGAACAUAAUCAACAACAAUCACCGGUGCCGCCGACGACCCGGUCAUCGUGGGAGUAGAAUUCGGAACAGUUCCAGCAACAUCAACAGGGAAGAGGCGAAAGUGGACGAUCAACUGGUGGUGAUUACCUUUCGGAAUUCCGUUUUUGAAGAUGAGCGGGAUCAUGGUGAUGAUGACUCGGACUGUUCCGAUGGAACGCUGACGCCGACCAGCGUUAAGGUGGUUACAACAGCGGUGGGGCUGCAUCGUUUCGAGCCCGAAAAUCCGUCCAUCGCAUCGGAGGACCGUUCCGAUUUCGUUUGCGGUUUGCUGAACAUUUUCGAUGCCGUCCUAAGCCGAGAGAAGAAAGAAUGCAAUUUACUGCCUCCUCCUUCUUCUCCACCAUUCUUGUCCGACCAAAGUCUCAAAACCAAUGAUAACAACAUCAACACGAAUGCUAGAAGUGACGUGAUAAGCAGCUCAUCGUAUCGGACAAGUUUGCCACAACAGCCACAUCCACAGGUAAUCGUCGUUCAAGAUACGAAAUUGCCUCCGGGAUCGAACUGCUUGGUGGUGACGGCCUUAUCAGUGAACAAACAACAACCAUUACGGCGUUCGGAAAUUUGUCGUAGAUUGGCACGGGAACGUUUACUCACACUUAGUCUCUGUCGAGUAGUGCUUGGGAACGAUCCCCAGCUAAAGAUUUUUUUGCUAGUCAAGGUCCUGAAACUUCAAGUAGGCAGACGGAAGCUAGUGCUUAAUCGGAGAAAAACUUACCUCAACCUCAUAACCAUGACCAGUAGUAGUAGUAGUCAGUCACAGUGCCAGCAGCGAUCCGGUAGUCCUGCCAAUAGUGCCUUGUGCGAGGCAAUUCGGAUAGAUCAGUACUUUCAAUUUCUGGAAGGCAACGAAACGAUGAUUAAUCUAGCUAUCAGCAAACGAAGACGCCGUCGUAAAGCUGAUGAACUCAUCAACCCGGACCUGCAGAGUAACUCCUCCAACGAAAUAAGCUGCGGCAGUACGACCAGUGGUAUAAAUUCCGACAGCGGAGUAUCGCUUAUGGACGAAAACAUCUAUCAGCAGAUCUGGACCUGCAAAACGGACGGCUCAGAACCCACGGCACACGAAUCUCCUCAGGAACACAUCUACGACUACAUCAAACUCCAUCCACCGCAGGACGAAUCCGAGUGGGAGGUCGUAGUGGACGACUUCGCCUUCUCGAAGCGACGAACUCACCUCCGACCGGCACCUCCCAUUCCCAAUCGGAACAUCCGACACCCCCUGGAUCAAUACCGUAACGUGUGUAUCCUCUACAACCCAACCGAACCAAAGGUCAACCAAAUUAUCUACGACUACCGGCGGGAUUACAUCUUCAAUUACGGCAGCUGCACCACUAAAGUUGAUGACGAAUCGUCGAAGAAGCUGUCUAAUCAAAGAACGUCAUCGCACGAUAGUCUUUGCGAGGCCGACGAAGAGGAGGACGUCGUCGAAAGAGCAAGUUUUGAGUGUGACGACAGCUGCUGCCCGGACUUUGAUUACGACCUGCUUGACGACGACGAUGGUGAAAGUCUGUCUUCGUCUUCCUGUCCGCACAACAAUUCAGAAAGUAUAACCAAAGAUAGGAAACCCGCAAACACCAGUAAUCUAGGCAGGAGAAACAGCUAUUGUCCGUACUCGUCGAUACCGGACUGUGUGCAGUAUUGGAAGUUUAUGCUGUUGAACGUGCACUACAACGAAGACGAGGAGGACGUGAUAAUGACCGAAAAGACCCUGGCAGUGAUAUCGGAGAACAUCGAACAAAAUUUAGCGCCACUGAGAAUAACGCUCGACGAUGAUCAGCACCAUUCUAGUCUUAGAGAACUUCAGCCGAAGCAGUUCGUACCACAUCACCCACUGCAGCAACAGCCGCAGCCGGGGCCCAAAUUUGGCAGUCCAACGGCAAGAAGUAAACCGGACGUGCCCUUCUUCGACAGCUGUCCGGGAACGUACACCUCCAAGAGCAUCGAAAACCUCCCGGAUGUUUUGCCACCUGUUCAAGUCGCACAACAAGAGAAGGAAAAAUCCCCGAACCCGAAACGCGAGAGAUUUCGGGAUAAGAUGAAAUCCGUCCUACCGUUGAGCUCAUCUCGCUCCGACGAAGGUCUGGUGUUUGGUGUCGAGCUGGAGCAGGUCGAACGUGACGAAAAGCUCCAGGUGCCGCGAUUCAUGGUCGAAUGCGUCGAGAUACUCAAGGAACCGGAAUACAUGUGUACCAGCGGGCUGUAUCGAGCUUCCGGCAACAAAAACUCUAUCGAAACCAUCAAAAAGAAGAUGAACGAGCGGCGGUCUCCGAAGAAGUAUGAUUUCCUGAAAAAGCAGGACGUCCACUCGUUGACCGGUUCGUUGAAACUGUUCUUCCGGGAGCUCAAAUCUCCACUAAUACCCAAGGACAUCUACGAAAUGUGUGUUCGAAAGACCAAAGAUGAAGCAGAAACCAUUGAAAACAUUAGACGUAGCGUAGAAAAAAUGGAAUUGAUCAACCGGAACACCCUCCGGUAUCUCAUUCGUCAUCUUCGAUGCGUGCAUCAAAACAGUGACACUAACAUGAUGAAUUCGUCCAACUUGGCUAUCGUUUGGGGGGCUUGUCUGUUUUCCUCGACCCAGGGGCUGAUGGAGAGCUACGAGAACAAUGACCUCGGUCGGAUCAACACGCUUCUGAAGCUGCUGGUCGACCAUUACGAUCGCAUUUUCUACGGUGAUACCGCCAAUGUUAGUGUUGCCAACAGCGGUGCCGAUUCGACGACCAGAAGCCAGUGCUAACACGGUGAUCGUGAAAUGAAGACCGAUUCCCUAGUGUAGGACACUGCAAAAAAGUUGAUUAUUUUUUAUUUACAUUCUUAGAACAAAGUGUGUAUACUUAUCGUUGUUUAAAAGUACUGAACAAAGACACUGUUUGUAAAUUUAAAUCGUUAUACAAAUAUUUUAUAUAUUUAGGAACCUUUGAAAGUA